Molecule: messenger RNA, 5638 nt
Organism: Terrapene triunguis (Three-toed box turtle)
Lineage: Eukaryota; Metazoa; Chordata; Testudines; Emydidae
Gene: FOXO3
Product: forkhead box O3
Exons: 3
Coding region: 1308-3287 (659 amino acids)
Biological process (GO): regulation of transcription by RNA polymerase II
Cellular component (GO): nucleus; mitochondrial matrix
Molecular function (GO): DNA-binding transcription factor activity, RNA polymerase II-specific; RNA polymerase II cis-regulatory region sequence-specific DNA binding
Source: RefSeq, a predicted model, not a curated record
UCUCGCUGCGUGCGUCUAUAACUUUGUGUUGCUUGCUGCUGCUGGUGGUUAGGAGAAGGAAUGUGGAAGUCAGUAGAGUGCAGGGUGACAGGCUGGUCGGGCGAGCUGCAGCAGCAGCAUUAUUUCUCGCUGGCAGAUCAUUUGCUUUUCCCCUUCUGUUUACAGAGGUAUCGUACGGUUUUUUGCUUUCUCCUCCUUUGCCUUUAAAGGGAAGGCGACUAGAAGCUGAAGACGCAGCAGCAGGAGAAUCAGGAAACCAUGCACCAGCGCUGCUUUUUCCUCCUGUGAAUCUGGAUCUUUAUUUUUGCUGGAGAGGGUAGAGGUUGCUGCUGGUUCUUCCCCUGCCCUCCUUCCCCUGCCGAUGUGUCUUCCUCUGUCUCUUUUGCCAGUGUUUUUUAAAUGACUUGAGCGAAGGGGGGAAAACUGUCAAGAUGGCAGCAGCAGGAGCAAGGAGGUUAUGAAUGUGGUGUUGAUGCUGGAACAAAACCCAUCCUCUUGGCAGCCCUACGGAGGGCUUAAAGCUUCUGGACCUGUUGGAAGACUGGUGAUUUGAUUUGUUUUUGUUUUGCUUUCCUCGCAAGAAGGGUGAAAAAUCCAGAGUGGCGUUUUCUUCCCCUGUUCGGUUGGUUGUGAAAUUUAGUUUUGUAUAUACAGAUCUAUAUAUUUUUUGGAAAGUGGAAUGCAUAACUACGGCAAAUGCUAGUGUGCAAUUGGAGGUACAUUAAGACUUCAGCUCCCUUUGGGGCGUUUUGAAGGAGGAAAAAGUCAUCCAUGUAAUGUGAAGGACCCCUCUCUCUUUUCCCCGGACAGAGAGAGAGAAAAAGGAAAACGUCCACCAGAGCAGCCGGGAGCAGGCUUGGUGGUGUUGGAGGGGUCUCUCUCCGAUGGAUACAGCGUGAUUGCCAGUGGAGCACUUCUGCAGCUGCAUGGAGUGAAACAUAAACAAACACACACCACUGAGCUGCACCAACUCCACUGCGUUUGGGCUGCUGUUGGCGCCAUCCCCCCACCCAUCUGGUUCCAGAGGCUCAUCUGGAACCUCUGGCCUCGCCUGAUCCCUUAUUGAUCGCCUUGUGAUUAUUAGUAGUAUUUUGUGUGUGUGUGUGUGUGCACUGUCUGCUGGGAGAGGGGGCGGGGGAAGGCAGAAGGCAGGAGGCUGCAGGACUUUAAUGGAGAGUGGCAUGUUCACUCGCUCCCCCCUGCCUGGUAGGCACUGAUCCGCAGCGGCAGGAGGAGGACUGGGGUCCGGACCUGUCUAUCCCAUCGCAGCACCAGGAGCAGCAGCAGCGGGAGGAGGGGAAGCCAAGAUGGCAGAGGCGUCUCCCCCUGCCCCCCUCUCCCCUCUAGACGUGGAGCUGGACCCCGAGUUCGAGCCCCAGAGCCGGCCCCGCUCCUGCACUUGGCCCCUACAAAGGCCUGAGCUGCAGGCGAGCCCGGCCAAGCCCUCGGGGGAAGCGGCCGCGGACGCCGCCUCCAUGAUCCCCGAGGAGGAGGACGACGAGGAGGAAGGGGGCAGCUCGCCCAUGGCCAUCGGCAGUGCCGUCCCCGGCGGCGGCGGAGGGGAAGCGCUGGCCCCGGAGGAGGCGGCCCGGCUGCUGGCCCCGCUGUCCGGGGUCGGGACGGAGGGCUCGGGCCAGGCCCCCGGGGCAGCGGCGGCUGGGGGCAGCGGGCUGAGUGGGGGGCAGCCGGCGGCGGCGCCGCGGAAAUGCUCGUCCCGGCGGAACGCGUGGGGCAACCUGUCCUACGCCGACCUGAUCACCCGCGCCAUCCAGAGCGCCCCGGACAAGCGGCUCACCCUGUCCCAGAUCUACGACUGGAUGGUGCGCUGCGUGCCCUACUUCAAGGAUAAGGGCGACAGCAACAGCUCGGCCGGCUGGAAGAACUCAAUCCGGCAUAAUUUGUCACUUCACAGUCGAUUCAUCAGGGUACAGAAUGAAGGAACUGGGAAAAGCUCUUGGUGGAUGAUUAAUCCAGAUGGUGGAAAAGGUGGGAAGCCCCCACGGAGACGCGCUGUUUCAAUGGACAAUAGCAACAAAUACACAAAGAGCAGAGGCCGAGCAGCUAAGAAAAAGGCAGCCCUGCAAGCUGCACAAGAAGCUACCGAGGACAGCCCGUCUCAACUUUCCAAGUGGCCAGGGAGCCCAACUUCCCGCAGCAGUGAUGAGCUGGAUGCUUGGACAGAUUUCCGCUCUCGUACAAAUUCAAAUGCCAGUACAAUAAGUGGCCGUUUGUCACCGAUAUUGGCGAGUACCGAACUAGAUGACGUUCAGGAUGAUGAUGCUCCACUUUCUCCAAUGCUGUACAAUAGUCCAUCAAGCAUGUCCCCAUCGGUAAAUAAACCAUGUACUGUUGAGUUGCCUAGGUUGACUGAUAUGGCAGGCACAAUGAACUUGAAUGAUGGACUGACAGAUAACCUCAUCAUGGAUGAUCUUUUGGACAAUAUAACGCUCCCCUCUCCCCAGCAGUCACCAUCAGGGGGGCUCAUGCAAAGAAGCUCCAGUUUUCCAUAUGGUUCCAAAGGUUCUGGACUUGGUUCUCCAUCAAGUAAUUUCAACAGUGCUGUGUUUGGACCAUCAUCUCUGAAUUCCCUUCGUCAGUCUCCCAUGCAGACCAUUCAAGAGAACAAGCAAGCUACCUUUUCUUCCAUUUCUCAUUAUAACAACCAGACGCUGCAGGAUCUGCUGGCAUCUGAGUCACUUAGUCACAGUGAUGUCAUGAUGACGCAGUCUGAUCCACUCAUGUCUCAAGCCAGCACUGCUGUGUCUGCCCAGAAUUCACGCAGGAGUAUCAUGCUUCGUAGUGAUCCAAUGAUGUCAUUUGCUGCUCAGUCCAACCAGGGAAGUUUGGUCAACCAGAACCUGCUCCACCACCAGCAUCAAUCUCAGAAUUCUUCUCUUGGUGGCAGUCGUGCCUUGUCAAAUUCCAUCAGUAACAUGGGCUUAAAUGAUACGAACAACUUAGGGUCGGCCAAACACCAGCAGCAGUCACCCGUCAGUCAGUCUAUGCAAACCCUUUCUGACUCACUCUCAGGCUCUUCUUUGUAUUCCACUAGUGUGAACCUUCCAGUCAUGGGGCAUGAUAAAUUCCCAAGCGAUUUGGACCUGGAUAUUUUCAAUGGAAGCUUGGAAUGUGACAUGGAGUCCAUUAUCCGCAGUGAACUCAUGGAUGCAGAUGGGUUGGAUUUUAACUUCGAUUCCCUCAUCUCAGCUCAGAACGUUGUCAGUCUGAAUGUGGGGAGCUUCACUGGUGCUAAGCAGGCUUCGUCACAGAGUUGGGUGCCAGGCUGAAGGAUCUUUGAGAAAAGGGGAAAUGGGCAAAGCAGGCCCUUAAACUGACACGAGACCUAAAGAGAGAACCCUUUGCCAAAUCUGCUGUCAGCAAGUGGACAGUGAUACCGUUUACAGCUUAUGUUCUUUGUGAACCCUGCAUUAUUUUCCUAACGAAGCAGAGACUGUUAAUGGGCCCCUUACCCAAGCGAAGAGCCUCCUUUUUCGGAAUUGAACUCGUUCUAAAGUAUGCAAAAUCUUCCUUUUAUGGGAUGGUCAAGCACCUACUGUGGAGACAAUGUUCAGCACCAUCCUGUUGAGAACACACUGUGUAGCCUUUACCGUAGUUAUUUGUCAAUGAGUAUGUGGUGUUUCAAUAUAUUAAUGGUUUAUGGGUUAUUUUAAUUUGGCUUCUAUUUUGGGGGGUUUCCCCAUCUCAUCCCUUUAACCUUCAGUUUGUUUGUUUUUUUAAAGAUGUUUUAACCAUUUUCUCUUUCUCUCCUGGUGCAUCUGAAAUACAGUGUAUGCACAAUGAAAGGCUAUACUAAUUACCAUUACCCAACAUAGCUUCAGACAUCAGCACUACCUGAGUAUGUAGCAUUCAUUACACCAAGCAACUGACUGAAGUCCAGAGAGAGGUGGCUUGUGGGUUUUGUUUGUUUGUUUGUUUGUUUUGACUUUUUUUCAAAUCUUUUCUUCAAUUUAAUGGUACAUACCUUGUUUUUCCAUAAACAUCAAACCAGAGUUGAUUACAUAACAAGAGAAACUAGCAAGGUUGCUAGUUGUCAGUCCUGUCCAGUGUUUGUAAGGACUGAGUGAGGGUGCCAUUUCAUAGUGUUGACUGAUUCAGCACCUGAUUGAUUUGAUCGAUCUCACCUAUUGCAUUAUGUUAGCAGAGCUGCCCUAAUGGUUGCAGUGAAUAGAAUUAGUCUGCCUCAGCAGUUUGGAAACUGGUUGAUCUUAAAACAAGUAAUAAGAUAGGCUGUCCACCCAACACAGGUUAAAUGUAACCACUUGUAAGGAUAUGGUUUAAAAAGGAAAGGGAAGUAAAAUAUAUGACAUUGCAGAAAAGAUAACUUACAGUAUAUGCAUCAACAGUGACUUACAGUAGAGUCAUCAGAAGUUCAAAUGCAGAUCACUGCAGGGUAAGUUAUUACAUCAGUGAUUUUUCUUACAUACAUAUCCUUGAUUAUUUUUUCCUUCUCACUAUGCGUAACCCAAUCUGAAAGAAGAAGCUGUAGAGGGAAAGGCAAGAAAGUAAUGCUAUACAAACAGCUUUUCAUAUAAGCUUAGAUAGUAAUUGGAUAAAUGACACUGAAAGACAAGGCCGUUUUAUAUGUUUUGCUUAUAUGGGUUUCUUUUGUAAAAUGAAUAACAAUGAAUGAAUAAUAAUGAAUAAAAGGUAUGGUGCUGCUGUAUAGAUUCUCUCUAUAAUCUGGAAAGCUUGAUUACUUUUUAUUACUAUUUUGGGGGGGGGGAGGAAAAAAGAGGAGGAAACACCAAUGGUACAUAAGAACUUGGUAUGAAGACGCUCUGAAUAGGACAGUGUAUACAUACUUCUCCAAAGUGAUAUAUGAAGACUUUUUUCUUUGCAUAAAAGCAUUAUGCAUAUAAAUAUAUAAAUAUAUUUUAUUAUGUACAGAAAUGGAUCAUUAUGCAUGGAUGUUAGGAAAACAAACUAGCAUUUUAACCCAAAGUUUCAGUGCAUGAGUUCCCACUGACACAUCUACCAUGCAAUGUGGAGUGACUCCCUUUCGCCACCACCACACAUGCACGCAUACACACACACAAACUCACACACACACAUUUGUGGGCCCCAUCUUGCUCCUUACUUUCCAGUUCCCUGAAGUAAUAUUGGUGAAAUAACAGCUCCUAGUGUGAUGGAAAAUUUGUUUUGUAUUGUAACCUCAUGCUUGUGCUGUUCUAUUUUAUAGAUGAACCUGUUGAUUUCAUCCUGCCCUUUACUGAAUAUGUAAACUCUGUGCAGUUGUGAUUAUAGUAGACCCAUAGCAUAUCAAGCAGCUAAGAGUUUAUCAUUUUCAUUAAAUGAAACAACAUUUUUUUAAAUUAAGGUGGUCUAUUUAUCAAUGGCAGGGACUAGUUUAUUGUUUUUUUCUUUAUCAUCAGAAUUAGUUGAUGAUUCACAUUACUGAUCUUCCCAUUUGAGGUGAUAUUUCGGGUAACCAGCUACCCAGUACGAUAUGGUGUACAGCAGUCAUCUGUUUUAGGGGUCAGUUCACUUACAAGAGUCCAGAUGCAGGCACCUUUUACCAAAGUUAGUAAAGAGCUUUAUUGCAAGCCUUCACUGUACUCGGUGUGUAUAACAGUAUCUGUCAGGUUUUUGGUACAUCAUUAAAUGUGAAUUAAACUGA